CGUCGUCGUUUGGCUCGGAAAGAUGGUUUAUCACUCCAAUUUCGUCAACGCUGAAGGAAUUACUAAAGCUUGUGGAUGCCCUCUAUUGCCGUUGAAAAGCCACAUAAAGGGACCUGCCCCAGUUUCAAAGCAAGAUAGAACGGAUAUUGUUGAUGAAGCGAUUUCAUUCUUUCGCGCUAAUGUUUUCUUUAGGAACUUUGAUGUUAAGAGCUCGACCGAUAAGCUCCUCAUUUAUUUGACAUUUUGUAUCAAUGUGGCUUUGAAGCGGCUGGAGGGUUGCAGAACUUUGGCUGAAGGAACCAAGGCCAUUAUUAAUUUGGGACUACAAAAAGUUCUUGUUACUGGAGAGCCGAGUUUCCCUUUCCCAGGACUUUUCCCUCUUCCUCAGUCCCAGCAGGAAGCAGACGUGUUGUUGGAAACAAGAAAUUUUCAAGGGGAUUUCGAGAAGCGGUUCAACAUCCCCUACAUCACUGAUGUUUUCCCUGACUUUGAUCCCAUUCCUUCCACCUUCUGCUUAAGGAUGAGGACUCCAGUAAUCGAAGACUUUGCAGGGUGA
This is a messenger RNA of Malus domestica (apple), 556 nucleotides long. RefSeq names its product actin-related protein 2/3 complex subunit 3-like. Gene Ontology annotation, molecular function: actin filament binding. Gene Ontology annotation, cellular component: cytoskeleton; Arp2/3 protein complex. Gene Ontology annotation, biological process: Arp2/3 complex-mediated actin nucleation; regulation of actin filament polymerization. The record is from RefSeq and is a predicted model, not a curated record. NCBI's taxonomy places the organism in Eukaryota, Viridiplantae, Streptophyta, Magnoliopsida, Rosales, Rosaceae.